Xylona heveae TC161 is the source of this 3467-nucleotide messenger RNA. RefSeq names its product P-loop containing nucleoside triphosphate hydrolase protein. The record is from RefSeq and is a predicted model, not a curated record. The transcript has 3 exons. Bases 36 to 3212 code for a protein of 1058 amino acids. Gene Ontology annotation, biological process: recombinational repair. Gene Ontology annotation, cellular component: nucleus. NCBI's taxonomy places the organism in Eukaryota, Fungi, Ascomycota, Xylonomycetes, Xylonales, Xylonaceae. Gene Ontology annotation, molecular function: 3'-5' DNA helicase activity; DNA binding; hydrolase activity.
AGCACCGAAACGAGAGCCCAUGGAGACUACGGAGCAUGGAUACGAUUCUACACGGCCUGAAUGGCGCACAGCGCACGGCAGUGACCAGUCCCGCUUCGGUUUUACAGAUUCUCGCUCCUCCAGGCUCAGGAAAAACCAAGACGCUUACGGCUCGUGUCGCGUAUCUCCUCGCACAUGAUGGCCUUGACCCGACCAAUAUCAUCGUUACGACCUUUACUAUCAAAGCUGCCCGAGAGAUGGGAGAACGGGUUCGCUCACUUGUCGGAGAUGAUUUAGGGAAAAAGCUUGUCCUUGGUACUUUUCACUCUAUUUGUCGUCGCUAUCUUGCCGUUUAUGGUCACCUGAUUGGCAUUCAAAGACGCUUCGGCAUCGCAGACAGCAGCGACAGCUUAGGCAUUAUCAAGCGCAUCAUCAAGCGGCUCAAACUCAAUAUUGAUCCUGCAGCAACUCGCACACGCAUCUCAAACAGCAAGGCAAAAGGCAUAUCACACGAUGAUGUGACGGCAAAGAAUCACACUUCCAAGAUUCUCGAUCAGCAGGAAUUUGCAAUUGCCUACCGCGAGUACGAAUUGACUUUGGCUCAGUCAAACCUUCUCGACUUUGAUGACCUCUUGGUCCGUUGCGUCGAAUUACUUCAGCAGCACCCAAAAUGUGUCUCAAAAGUGCAGGCCGUCUUAAUAGACGAAUUUCAAGACACGAAUCACAUCCAAUUUGAGUUGAUGUGUCUGCUUUCUCAAUAUCAAAAGAGAAUCACCAUUGUGGGCGACCCUGAUCAAAGCAUUUAUGGCUUUCGCUCCGCAGAAAUUGAAAACCUCAAACGCAUGCAGCAGUGCUAUCCAGACACGUUGACUGUCUUUCUCGAGCAGAAUUACCGAUCUUCUGGCUCAAUCCUCCUUUCUGCAAUGGAAGUCAUUCAACAAGACUCAUCCCGUCCAAACAAUAAUCUCAUACCCACCCAUUGUGUUGGCACCCGUCCGGUCCUGAGGAAACUUCAUUCUGCUGCUACAGAGGCUUUAUGGAUCGUCACGGAAAUUAAGCGCUCUCUUGCGCUCACUGGAAGCUUAUUACGCCUUUCGGACUUUGCUAUACUUGUCCGCUCGGCCUUUUUAUCUCGACACAUCGAGUCCGCUUGUGGCAAAGCUGGAAUCGCAUAUCGCAUGGUCGGCGGCUGGAGGUUUUACGACCGACUUGAGAUCAAAAUUCUUUUAGACUACCUCCGAAUCAUCAGUCAUCCGGGAAAUAGCGAUGCGCUCGCUCGAAUUAUCAAUGUGCCCUCCCGCAGGAUUGGCGAAACCACCAUCAAAAACCUCCUAGAAGAGGCAGAGACAAAUUCAAUGACUCUAUGGGCUCUCAUUAGCGGAGUCUUACGAGGAAACUUGACGUCCAAAAUUAAAUUCACAAAGGUAGCUCAGCAAGGGCUCUCAUCACUUUCAAAUCUUAUAAUUGAGUCCAGACAAAUGCUCUCUGACUGCACCAAAUCCAAGUUUAACCUCGUGGACCUGUUAGAAAACGUCAUGAAAAAGUUGGCGUACAAGGAGUUCUUGGAAAAGACGCACUCUGAAGACCACGAAUCCAGAUGGGCGAAUGUUCAAGAACUCGUGGCACAGGCAUCCGAUUUCUCACUUUCGAUACAGAAUGGAUCCGACGAAGACGAAAGUCUCCCCGAAGUUGAGGAAUUACCUCAACAAAAGCCCACAUCCUUCGAAGACGGGCUCGCAAGGUUUCUUGCAAACGUGGCACUGUCCUCUGAAAUCAAACCAGAGGACGCACAGGCCGGCAUUAAUGACCAAGUCGUAAUAUCAACCAUCCAUGCGGCAAAAGGUUUAGAGUGGCCUGUUGUAUUUAUUCCUGGAGCUUAUCAAGGUUCCAUACCUCACUCACGAUCAGACGAUAUGGACGAGGAGCGCAGACUCCUCUAUGUUGCAAUGACACGAGCAAAAGCUCUGCUUUAUUUGAGCUGCCCGACCAAAAAUUCUAAUCAAGACUGCACAAAAUUGUCUCAAUUCCUAUCUAGCGAGACUCUUGCGGCGCUUCUUCAGAAUAAAGGCCCCUCUUUCACAUCGGUCGUUGCCGGAUCGCUCGCUCAAAUACUCGGACGCAGCUGUCCGCCCAAAUUGACGUUGCCAGAAAACCAUGGCUUGAAGAGCUUAGAGGAUGACAUAUGGCCACUUAAUGGAGAAAUGGUCGCAAACAAUGGGGACCGUCACGACGGCUUGCAAUUAGGCAAUGCUCAGCAUGCCGGAGAACGAUGGUCCACGAAAUUCACAUCUUUGGAACGUCACAAGCUGUCCGCUCCUGGCGCUGAGCAAUAUAAAACUUCGCUUGCCGAGCAAUCUCUGCCAAUCACCAUGCAACGCGACUCAUCCUUUUCCAUCUCCAAUACCACAAUUCAGAACGGCUUCAUAAGUGCUGGACAACAUUCACAAAAUGCCGGCUUGACAGCUGAGCCAUCGCGUCGUGAAAGCCAUACCGAUUUGGAAAAUCGCACUGGCUGCAAGAGCUCAACAAAACCGUCGCGCCUUCCCGGGCUCCCCGAAAUAGGUGAAAAGUCAGCGGCGAUUGCAGGCGCCAGGCAAUCUCGACUGACAAGCUUUUUUGCAAAGCCUGGCUCGGUCCAAAACAAGCUUGAUAUCGUCUCCAACUUCCCUCGCUCGUCUUUGGCAAAUUCCCGGCUGGAUACGGAUAUGGUUUCUACACAUGUGCCCUAUGAAUUGCCUAAUCUUCCUUGUGAGGUCUCUUAUACCAAGAAAGCAAGAGGCACAUCAAACUCGGAAGACAACUUUAGUCAAAGACUACAGGAAGAGCACUCUACAAUUGGCGCCAUUCCCCUGUCCUUGUCAAGACAUCGACCGAGGGCACCUGUCCCGAGGAAGCCGUUGGCGCAGUUUUCACAAGAGCCUGCGUCUAAAAGGAAAGCAUACACAUUUCUUUCCAGCUCGCCUCCUCCGUUCGAUCAAUCCAAACAAGUCGCAGCUGAAGCUGAGCAAGCAGCCGGUGAUCUCCAAAAAGAUAUUCCAAAGCAAUCUAUCGAACAAGAAAUUCCCAGCGGUAUUCGUCCUGCAAAGACAUUUCACAAUACAACGAUUGCUGCACUCAACUCUUCUAAUGGGACAAUGAGGAGAACUCUCGGAGUUCGAAGGAGCAUGAAUGGAUGGUCGGACAAAGGGAAUAAGGCAUUUGCGGUGCCCGCAAAACGCAACAACCCAGGAUGAUGCUUCACCGCCGGAAUAGGAAAGCCAAAAUCCAAUCGUGCAAGACACGGGCUUCCCAUCUCUCAAGAGACGCAAAGAAAUCAUUCACAAGAAGCCUAUCACUAUCGUGCCGGCACAUUAAAAAAUCUUUACUAGAUCCAAACUCUGGAGAUGAGCCUGGUCAUUAAGGGAAAGGAAGUGACGCACCACUGGACCGAGAUACUAGAUUUGAAAUUUCGAAGAGGCAGAUAUUCCGCCAAAUUCGAGCAGAGGCUG